Messenger RNA from Uloborus diversus, 1969 nucleotides. RefSeq names its product mitochondrial sodium/calcium exchanger protein-like. Gene Ontology annotation, biological process: transmembrane transport; monoatomic cation transport; intracellular calcium ion homeostasis. Gene Ontology annotation, molecular function: calcium:sodium antiporter activity. Gene Ontology annotation, cellular component: membrane. The record is from RefSeq and is a predicted model, not a curated record. The transcript has 16 exons. The coding region runs from base 31 to 1917 and encodes 628 amino acids. Lineage: Eukaryota; Metazoa; Arthropoda; Arachnida; Araneae; Uloboridae.
CAGAAUCCUAAUUGGAAUGUUUGAAAGAUAAUGGCUGAGCCCAUCUUAAUCCAGGAUGACGAAAACAGCACAUUUCCUUUCGAUAUUGAUGCAGAAUGCACAGAAAUUCAUACUAUUAAUUCUAGUCUGCAAUGCUUUUUUGCCAUGACAGUAGAAGACUGUGUAGAAAUUAUAGAAUACCUGGAUUAUAAUUAUUAUGCCUUCUGUAGCUUAGACCUACAACACUAUGUACCAGUCACAAUUACACUAUUUUUGUGGCUUUUAAUGCUAUUUAUUGCGCUAGGUGUGACGUCCAAUUAUUUUUUGUGUCCUGCAUUGUUCACUAUUUCUAACCAUUUAGGGCUUUCACAAAAUAUGGCUGGUGUAACGUUAUUAGCGUUUGGAAAUGCUUCACCAGACAUCUUUUCAUCUGUAGCUGGUCUACACAAAGCAUCAGCGGAGCUUGCUGUAGCGAGUUUAGUCGGAGCUGGCGUGUUCGUGACAUCUGUAGUAGCGGGUUCAGUUUUUAUGACUGGGUCUUUCGACCUGAUGGUUAGGCCGUUCCUGAGGGACAUUGCAUUUUACAUGAUGGCCAUCAGUUGGGCGUUUGGACUAUUUUUUACAGGAAGAAAAUAUCUUUACCAUGGCAUCGGGUUUGUUCUCUUGUAUUUUGUGUACAUACUUGUCGUGUUAGGAAGUCGUUACAUUUAUGUCACCAAAUUGAAGCAGAAAGAUAAAAAAAGUGAAAAAGAAGAAAUUAAAAGCAAGGAGAUAGAAAAAUCUGGCGAUAAAGAAAAUCCUGAAACAAAGGAAGAUGACACGCGCAAAAUAAAAGGAUUCAAUUAUGACGAUGAUCUAGAUGCAGCUGCAGUAGUUUUAAAAGCAUUCUAUUUUGGAGGAUUUGAAUGGGCAGAUGGACGGCGAUUAUCGAAGGCAAAUCUAGCGUUGGAAUCACGACGAUUGUCAAACAAAAGCAACGUGUAUUCCAUAGAAAGCAAUGGAACCAACAGCUUUGGAAGUUGUCAAUCCAUUCAGAGCAACGGCAUGUCUUCGACCGAAAAACUGAAUCCAUCAGAAUUAGAAAGCAGAAGUGAAUUAUGGGAUUUCAUGGUGAAGGUGUGCCCAGUCAACACCAAAAAAUGGCAUCAGUUAAAAUGGUGGAAAAAGCUCAUAGCAAUUGUUAGAAGUCCUGCCAUUCUUAUCAUGAGGUUAACUGUUCCUGUGCUAGAUGCCGGUGAAGAAGAUUUCAACUGGAAUCGUUACCUGAUCUGCACGCAAUGUAUAACGGGGCCUGUAUUCAUAAGCCUCGUUACUGAAUAUGCGUUUCAUAUGAUUGGUGGCGUGUUUCCUUUCUUUGUCCUGCUGCUUUGCGUAUGUAUUGCCUGUUCGGUGUUUGUCUAUUGCAGAGCUGAGCGUCAUAUACCCCCUAAUUACCAUUGGCUAUUUGCUUACUUGGGCUUUGCGGUCUCAGUGACGUGGAUUUAUUGCCUAGCUAAUGAAAUUGUUGCUCUUCUACAGGUAUUUGGAGUAAUUUAUAACCUCAGUGAUUCCAUAUUAGGCUUAACAAUCCUAGCCUGGGGAAAUUCUCUCUCAGAUUUUCUUUCUAAUGUAGCUGUUGCUAGGAAAGGAUAUCCGAGAAUGGCUAUUUCCGCUUGUUUCGGAGGACCGCUAUUAGCUCUGUUACUAGGUUUAGGAGUGCCAUGCAUCAUAGAAAUUGCGAAAGGACGUGCACCAGCAAAAUACCCACUUCAUUUUUCGGCGCAGUUCGCCUUCCUUUUCUGCACCAUCGGUAUCAGCCUUCUUACUACAGUAUCAGUCAUGAGUGCCUGGAAGUUCAAAACUAAAAGACUGUACGGAGUCUUGCUUAUCACACUGUACAUCGCCUUCGUUUCUCUUUCCGUGAUCGAAGAACUGGACAUUUUCACUGUAACUUUAUGAGAUGCAACAUCAGAACUGCAAGGAUAUUUACCAUGAAGCAGAAACAUUGUAA